This is a messenger RNA of Coregonus sp. 'balchen', 9523 nucleotides long. The record is from the annotation of a GenBank genome assembly. Lineage: Eukaryota; Metazoa; Chordata; Actinopteri; Salmoniformes; Salmonidae.
AUGCCACAGAUCCCAAGCAGCUCUGCCACCUCUCCAUCAACACCCACCUCCACCAUGAACUCCCUGAAGAGGAAGUUGGAGGAGAAAGCAGGCACUAGCCCAGGAGAGAAUGACAGCACCAACAGUGGGGAGGAGCCACAAAGAGACAAGCGCCUCAGGACCACCAUCACACCUGAGCAGCUGGAGAUCCUCUAUCAGAAAUACCUGUUGGACUCAAACCCCACUCGUAAAAUGCUUGACCACAUCGCUCAUGAGGUCGGGACUGAAGAAGAGGGUAGUGCAAGUUUGGUUCCAAAAUACCAGAGCCAGGGAAAGGAAGGGGCAGUUUCGGGCUGUAGGGCCUACUCAAGCUCACCGUCGGUGCCCUUUUUGUCGUGCUCUCUUCAAGGCGAAAACUGCACUAGAGGCACAUAUCCGUUCCCGCCAUUGGCAUGAAGCCAAACGUGCCGGUUACAACCUAGCUCUCUCUGGCAUGUUCACUGAGGAAGGGAUGCAAAUGAAGAUGGAUCCUCUGGAUAUCUCCAGCUAUUCCCAGCUUGCCCCUUCUAACAAUGAUGGACAAUGCUCCUCUCUGUCACCAGUGAGCAAAAACAUGGACUUGUCUCCCAGGGCCCUUUUGAGCCCUUCAUCCAUUAAAGUUGAAGGAGGAAUGGAGGACUUUGAGAGUCCAUCUAUGUCCUCUGUAAACCUUAGCUUUGACCAGAACAAACUUGAUAAUGACGACUGUUCUUCAGUGAACACGGCCAUCACAGAUACCACCACUGGUGAUGAGGCCAAUGCUGACAAUGACAGUGCUGAUCAAAAGCAUGGUCAAAAUAGUGGUGAUUACCUGUCUAAGUCUGUGGGUACAGCACCCUCCCUUGAAAAUGACGACCAGAUGUCCUCAGGGCUGGUGAGCCCUGCGACAAGCUAUUAUGCUAGAGACUAUGAAAAUGAGAAUAUAAUUGACUACAGUGAGACCUCCAGUCUGGCUGAUCCCUGCUCACCUAGCCCCGGAGCUUCCGGCAGCAGGAGCAUCGACAGUGGAGACCGUCCUGGCCAAAAGCGCUUCCGAACUCAGAUGACUAACCUCCAGCUGAAGCUACUCAAGUCCUGCUUCAAUGACUACAGGACACCUACCAUGCUGGAGUGUGAGGUACUUGGCAAUGACAUCGGACUUCCAAAGAGGGUGGUUCAGGUGUGGUUCCAGAAUGCUCGCGCCAAGGAGAAAAAGGCCAAGCUCAGCAUGGCUAAGCACUUCGGGAUCAACCACACAUCCUACGAGGGGCCGAAGACGGAGUGCUCUUUGUGCGGUGUCAAGUACAGUGCCCGUCUCUCUGUGCGAGAUCACAUCUUCUCUGCACAACACAUCACCAAGGUUAAGGACACCAUUGGGAGCCAACUGGACAAGGAGAAGGAGUACUUUGACCCAGCCACUGUCCGCCAGCUGAUGGCCCAGCAGGAGAUGGAUCGCAUCAAGAAAGCCAAUGAGGUCCUGGGACUGGCACAGCAGCAAGCCAUGCAGCAGCAGGGGAUCUUCGAUAGCCCCGCCCUGCAGGCCCUGAACCUUCAGUCAGCCUAUUCAAAUCUGCAAGGGAUACCCCCUGGACUUCUGCCAGGUGUUGGAAGCACCUCCCUACCUGGCUUUAACGCAUCAAACUCAGGUAUGUCACCGCCCAGACGUCACAUAGAUCACUGUUUCAUCAGAGUUGUCUUAAACCGGUGAAGCACUCUUUUUGGAUCAAAUGUAAUAUUUUGUAAUAUCCAAAAAUGAAAAGAAGUGCUGUACCAGUCUGGAGAGGGAAAUGUAGGGUAUCAUUCAACUGGGAAACCUAGUAACCAGCUUUGAUUAAAUAGGCUAUGAAUUUCUCCUACAUUUUCCAGUAGGCAACGUUUCGACCUUCUUCAGAUGAAAUACCCUUGUCAUCAAUCAAUCUGUCAUCUGGAAAUAUUCACAUUGGAAUACAUACAUGUAAUACAAUAUAACAGUGUUAGGGCACCUUCCACUUUAAUCUGGAUUUGCCAGGCACCUGUAAGCAGGUUCUUUAUACAUCACAUUGUAUUUCAUAAUGAGUCAUGCAUUCUAGUAAAAGUCAUUCAUUCCGUUCAUUUGACAGUGUUGGCCUGCGUUAUUGGAGAGACUCUACUACAACAAACAAAUACAAUAUAAAAUCAGAAUGAGCAUCUCCAGACAUCUGCUGUCAACUUCAUGAGCUACUUUAACUGCUACCACUCAGUUAGAGAACAUUAAACAAAGUCAUAAAAUGAAUACUAAUAGCUCACUUCCUUCUCAAACCUCUUUGACCUUGGGAACAUUAGUAGUACUUGACCUUAUUAUCAUUUAAAGUACAUGUUUUGAUUUUCUGAGUUUGUUUAAAGGUCAGUGUCAUACUUCAUGUAAAGAAACCGUUUGCACAUGUUUGAAGUAGUAGACACUAGAGUCCUUUUAUCUUAAGAUGUAACUAAAUCCUCUGUUUAUUGUCUGGUGUUUUCUUUAUUAUUGCACAGCUGCUUCUUGAUUGAUUAACUCUAGUAAAUAUUGUGAUUGAGACCUCUUCUCAUGGACCUUCCUGGAAAGGCUGAGUUUCUGAUUGGCUAACAUUGAAUCAGCAAGAGCAAUCUAAUUAAUUUCCUCUGGUGAAAACCAUUUAUCUUCAAAAAAGUGCUCAGUUAUUAAAGCACUGAGCUCCAAUAAUUAGUGCAUACAGUAGCUCUCUAGAACACCUUACUUAGAAAACACAUACAUGCAUCUAUGAAUAACUAAUGUCUUGAAUCCCCCUCUAACUCUGAAUUUUCCCAUUUCUCUGAUUCAUCUCCUCCAGCUUUAACUCCUCCCAAACCUCCAAACCUCCUGAACAUGCCUGGUGCCAGUGUUCCUUCACCCAGCCUCCCUACAUCUGGAUUACCCAACAAGCCUCCCUCCUCCUCCUCCUUGGCAUCACCCAGCCCAGCACAGGCCAACACGUCUGUCGCCCACUCCAGCCCUACUUCCACCUCCACCUCCACCACCACAACAACCCAGUCAGGCUCCCGGCCUGAACACCCCAAAGAGCGUAAUGCUGAGAGGUCAAGAGAGAAGGAGAAGCCCCACCACAAGGAGAAGACAGAGAAGCCCCCAACGCCAUCCUCCACAGGAGGCACCCCAGCCCCAUCCACCUCUGCUGCCAGUGCCAAGAAAGAAAAACCAGACGCAGCUGUGCCUGCCACCUCCAUGCCCACGCCGGGUAUGGAGUAUGUGGUGGACCCUGCCCAGCUCCAGGCCCUGCAGGCUGCCUUGGCAUCGGACCCUACAGCUCUACUGACUAGUCAGUUCCUGCCCUACUUCAUGCCUGGAUUUUCCCCGUAUUACGCGCCGCAGAUACCUGGGGCUCUCCAAGGCGGCUACCUGCAGCCAAUGUACGGCAUGGAAAGCAUGUUCCCCUACAACCCAACAUUGUCCCAAGCUCUGAUGGGCCUGUCCCCAGGGUCCCUGCUUCAGCACUACCAGCAAUAUCAACAGAGCCUGCAGGAGGCACUACAGCAGCAGCAGCAGCAGCUUCAGCAGAUCCAGCAACCCAAAGCGAGCCAAACUCCAGUUCCCCCUCAACCCUCGGGGGACCGCAAAGAAUCUGCCAAAGAUCCAGCGAAAACAGAGGAGCAGAAAGGCAACCCCCACAGAGAGACGUCCUCCUCCUCCUUCUCUCACAAUAACCUACCCUCCAAGCAGAAUGAGAUGGAUGGCAAAGUCACGGACCCCCUUCUAGACCAGUACAUCGUCCCCAAGGUGCAGUACAGGCUGGCUUGUCGCAAAUGUCAAGCAGUCUUCAGCAAGGAAGAAGCGGCCGUCAAACACCUGAAGUCUAUUUGCUUUUUCGGUCAGUCUGUGGCAAACCUGCAAGAGGUGUUGCUGCGUGUCCCCAGUGGCGCGGGUGCAGGGGUGGGCAGCCUCUAUGACUGCCUGGCCUGCGACACAACGUUGGAUGGGGACAAAGCGCUUAGUCAACACCUGGAUUCGGCUUUGCACAAACACAGAACAAUCAAGCGAUCAGCCAGAAAUGCCAAAGAGCACGCUACUAGUUUAUUACCUCACUCUUCAGCCUGCUUCCCCGAUCCUAACACCGCAUCUACCUCGCAGUCUGCCACUCAUCUCAUCAGCACCCCCCCUCCCCCGCCAACAACAUCAGCCACCAUGCCGUCCUCCUCUGUCUCUGCAUCCUUGUGCUCCUCCUCUGCCACCCCACUCAACACCACAGCUGCCGGCAAACCCUGGCCCCAGGCCCCUUUCUCCAGAGCUUUAGCUGGGAAGCCCAAUGCCACUCCUACUUCUACUUCUUCUUCUUUUCCUCCAGUAUCCUCACCUUCAACGGUUACCUCAAGUUCAUUGAGCACCUCAGGAGUUCAGACCUCUAUACCAACAGACGUCUUUACCGACGAGUCCGACUCUGACAGCAGUCAGAGGUCAGCAGACAGGCUGGGCAGGACGGCGGAGGUGCCGCAACAGCCCGGCUGUCUCAAAGACAGUAGUAGUUGUAGUAGUAAUCUUGCUAGUGUAGGAACGGACUCCAUCAGAUUGUAAAAGAGCUUUCGGUGAUGGACAAUAUUUAAAAAAACGCAAAAGACAAAAAAAAAACACAAAUGGGAAAAAACUAACAAAAAAGCAGCGAUGUUAAAAUACGUUUAAAAGUAUACAAAACAAUUUCAGAAAAAGAUGUGUAAAGACUAACUGCAAUUCCAAAGCUUGUAACCAAAAAUUUAAAUGUUAGUGGAUUGUUUUCCCAUAUCAACAUGCUGGUUUUCGUUUCUUUCAACUGAAAUAUAUACAUAUAUAUGUAUAAGAAUAGAAAAGAUCACUGCAGUUAAGUUUUGGGUAAUGAUAGAGGAAUGCUGUAUAGCAAUGGACUGCCUCAAAGUUGUUAAAUGGCCCAAGAACCCUUUUGACAAAGUCAACAAGCUGUCCCUUGUUUGUGUAAUUAUUUCCACUUAAUAGCACAGUCAGAAAAAGCCAGUAUGUACUGUAUGGGAGAAUAGUCUAACAGUUUUCUGCUAUCAAAGCGUUCAAAUACCAAUGGCUUGCAAAAGUAAAAAGAAUAAUGUAAUGUCUAUUUUAUUCUCAGGUCAACAGCUCACAGACGUUUUUCUGUUACAGAAAUUCAUUGUUUUACACCUUUUGUUCCGAACAGGAGAAACAUUUGUGUUUUUUUCCAGAAAUUGAUUUUAACGACAGAAAGUUUUAAAAUGAGUGAAAAUAUCAUAAAGGCAUAGCUUUCUGGGCAUUUAAAAGGGUAGCUGAUCUGCUGAUUUUAAACAUUUGAAAUACUCUUAAAGGGGGAAAAUUAGCAAUCCCAUUUUACCCAGACACGGAGAGCAUUGCAGACAUGUUGAUGGGGGAUAAAAAAGAUUUUUUGAUAAAAAAACUUUCUGUAUUUAUGAUAGAUAUGAACAUUUUUGGUGUUAAGUAGAUUGUUGCAUUGGAAAUGAAUUUAAACAGUAUGGUAGAUUGAAAAAAAACUUUGUGUACAUUUAGCUUUUGUAUCGUCCAACUUUAAGGCGCUUCAUUUGAUGUUGUCUUGGUCAUUCCGAUAGACUAGAUUAUGGAGCAGUAAUUUAUCUAAACUUUAUUUCUGUCUUAUUCUCGGCUUCUUGACUAACGUUCACCCAACUGCCACUCUCCCACUAGGCAGGAUCCUCUCUUUCAAAAUGUUUUUUUUCUCUCUGUUUUGGUUGGUAUGGUACUAACCAAAAAAGAAAAAAGACCUGGGUGAAAUGUUGAACAAUAUUUACUUUUAUUUCUGUUACCUUUGUGCACUUACCACUGUCUGACUCAUAUUUCUCACUUUACUUGUUACUCUCUCUUCUCACUUAGUUUUUCUCCUCCCCUGCAUUUGUAGAUAUGGAGAUAGUUACUCCUCCUCGUGCGCUACAAAGCAGGCCUUUUGUUCUUCAUGUAGUGUGGCUACAGUGUUCUUUCGGCUUUAUUUUCAUUUAGACUUUAAGUUGUUGUUGUCAUAGAUGAAAAUGAAAAAAUAACAAUAAUAAUAAUAAUUCUCACGCUUUAAAACAAAAAGAAAAUCCAAAGACUAAACACUUUCACCAUUGGUGCAUAAAGAUAAGAACAGAGGCUUCUUUAUACUUGAGAAUUUGUUGCUGUUUUUAGAGGAAAGAAAACGAAGUUUUAAAAUAAAGGAGUACGCAUCAGAGUUGCCGUUUUUGCUUCUUUGCAAGCAGACUGGUGGCUUUUUUACGUAAAAUACCAAGAAUACCAAAAACCAAAAAAGGGCCCUUGUCCUUGCAUUGUGGAGUAGCACCGUUACAGAGCCAUUGCAGUUUGUAAGAUAGAGGUUAUCAAUCUUUGUUUUAACUUUUCUGUCACUCACAAAACGUUUUUUUUUAAAAGAAAAUGUAUAAGGUCUGGUCUUCAAGGACAUACGUUUGCUGCUAAUGUAGAAUUAAAAAAAAGAAUACCUAGCUAGAUGCAUGCUCAUUUUGAUUUUUGGCUAAGCUUUAACUAAAACAACAAUAAACAAUUUUCCUGCCUCUGCGACAUCUUUUAUUUUUCUUCUUGCAAAAACGGAACUUUGAAGACUGUGAAUAUAUGUUCCAAAGGACAUUUUUGCCGAUUUUCUUUUUGAACAGACCAAUGUUUAAAGCCAAUGAUAUAAAACGUUAGUAAAGAACAGUGCAUUCCAAAUAUCACAUCAGUUUUUUUAUUUCUUAAACAAGGACUGAUUUCAUUUUAAUGAUUUUAAUUAUAAUAAUAUAUUUUCUCAUUUCUAAGGUGACUGUAAGCUGUUGUGUAAAGUUAGCAUCCUGUUUGCUAAACAAAUUACCUAGAUCUGUCAUUUUGUGUCUAGCAUGGAAAGUUGAUAAGAACCCCUCCUUCCAGUUAAGGUUGUUGCUCACUUGAUCAGCAAGUAAUAGUGGUUACCAAAAAAUGUAUAUAAUACAUCUGGUACUGACGCGUCUCAUAGGUUACAGUGUCAUCAUGCCUCUCAACUUACAAGUCUCAGAAGGAAAUAAUGGCUGUAUUGAUAAGUCUGGAGUGGCGGCCCAACUUCCUGGGACGGGACAUCCAGUUGGGACUUGCCCCAGGUGUCUGCAGGGCGUUAAGCCAUUUUCACGCACGAUGUUGAUUACAGGUUUCUAAGGGACGUCUUCAUUCCAAAGCAUUAUAAGUCUGGAAAAAGCAGGAGUUUUUUUGAAGAUGUCCCUUGUGUUCAGAUACUGUAGUUAAGAGGUAUGUCAUGCCUUCAUGUCCAAAGAGGUCACUCGCUCAAUCUUAUGGCAGUAGAAAUGGAUGUGCUUAAUUAUCCCCACUCUCUCAUAGAUUAAAAACUUUUAUUUAAUUCCUUUACACCAAAACCAAGGCAUAUUUAAAUUUGUGAAUAACUGGUUUUCGGCCACUAGUGUAUAGCAAGUGUAUUUGCCCUAAUUGAUACAAAGCUGCAAUCUGGGAAGUGUGUUAAAAGUGUUACGUCUUGCAGAGCAAUGUGAUUUGGUGUUAAUACUUCCUUACGCAUGCUGUUGAAAUUCGGUUGAUUUGGUCUGCAAGCUUGCCACUCCUCUAGUCCUGUUCUCUAGAAUAUUGUUCAUAUGAUUAUUUUUUGAGAAUUCUAAUGUUGUACAGUUUAUUCUUGAAAGCAUUUGCUUUAUUUUGGUUUUCAGAUGUCAGACGUGUAUUAUUAUUUUCUUAUAACUAUUUGUAUGUUAUUUUAGUUUCUGUAUAUUACUUUUCCUCAUAUAAAUUAACACUAGCUUUCAUUUCAAUUGCUGAAUUAAAAAAAAUCUUUAUUCUAUGACCUGGCCACUUUAUGGUGUAAUAAUGUUCUUAUAUUUGUUUGUCUUUUUUGACACUGUUUGAUCUCUUGUUUCCAAAGUGUAAUCUUUGUUUUGGGCUCUUUUGUGGAAGACAGUCAUGGUCUUCUUCACAACAGAUUCAGCCAGCAUGGACUGUGUGUGUGAGUUUGUAUGUGUGCGUGUGAGUGUGUUUCAUAAGAGCCAGCAUCAGUUUUGAGUUUUUAUAAAUUUUAUUUUAUACUGUACCUUUAUUUACGCACCAAAAUGUACUGAACCGAAAGCUGGAUUAUGAAUAAAGUGGUGAAGUUUUAGAAAAUUUGAAUUUUAAAGGUAACAAUAAUCAAAAUGAGGAGAACGACGAUACCGAAGCACUGAGCAGUUUUUAUUUUGAUUGAAUAUAUGAAUGUGGCCAAAGCUUUAUGCAGUUGAAAACACAAAUAAAAAUUACAAUUUGUGCCCCAGAUAAGUGUAUAUUUUAUUGUGGCACAAAACAAUAGAUAACUGAGAUCCUUUGACUCACAUUGGGAUACUUGAUUUUCAUGGACAAUUACAAAGAAAGAAAAAGAAGGUUUUGCUGUAGAGGUCAUCUUUUGCCCACUGUGAAAAUGAACAUGUAUACAGAUAUAGAUAUAUUUAAAACAAGACAUCAACUUUUUUGUUUGAAAUGAUAAAGAAGGAAUGAAAAGAAGAAAUGAACUCUGGGAACUUUGGAGAUCUUACUGAGAGGACAGGGGAGGCUGUGGGCACACCAAAACUGGGCAUGGGAGCCAAAGGCAGGCUCAAGGCGGCUUUAAUAUCACAACCAUAUUUGCUUACAUCUCUGAGAUGGGAAUGGACUCUGGAACUAGUGGACAUGUGUGACACAGAGAGGAAAGACCUUAGAUAAAGAAGCUGAACUAUAGUGGCUCCAGCUGCCUCCUUCUUGCUCUGUCUGUCUCUCUCUCUUUCUCCAGCUCUGCCUCUGCUUCUGCUCUUUUAUGGACAUGUUUCCGCACUUCUGGACGGGAUGGACAGAGAUGCUCGCUUCAUUUCUCCCGGUUCAUGUUGUUGCUACCCGUUUCAUUUCCUCCUGCUUGUCUCGCUGAUGGACAAGUAUAAGCUCUCCAGUCAGAUGGCGGCUCGCCCCUCUCUCUGUUCAUCACACCAACCAAAAAGAGAAAUGAACCAGAGAGAAAGGGGAGGGGUUUUCUAGGCUGUCAUUCCUAAAGAGGCAGUUACACACAAAAAAAGCGAAUCAACCAAAAUUAACAACCAAACUAACAAACAACCAAACAAAACCAUUUGCUCCAACUUCAAAGAUGAACUGUUACUUGGAGCUCUCUCUGUUCCUUUUGUGACUCCUGGUGCCACAAUGUUUUUUUAAUGCAUUUUCUUUUUCUUUUUGUUUCCUUGAAUUAUUCCUCCUCCGAGCCUCACAAGCAUGGCUCCGUGGCUCCAGGCAGCCCACUGAGGGUAGAAAAAACAGCCUUGCAAUGUACAAAAAAGAGCAAGUUAAACCAAAAAUGUUGUUCUUGAUGUCUUUUCUAUACUGUAGUCUUGUUAGCUUUUUUGUUACUGUAAUUAUAUGAUGAAGAUUUCCAAACUGUACCAAAUUACAUGGAAACUAACAUACAUAAACCACAUGGAACUUCAGACUUUUAAAGAAACUUUUGUCACAAAAACCUUGUUGUCCUAGUUAAGUUGAUUGUAGAUGGUAAUUGAAUAUACUCCUUUGAAAAUAUUUCAUCAAGUAUGUUUCUUGCUCAUUGUGAUACAUUAAAAAAGUAUGAGC